AUGGAUACAACGAGUCUUGCCAUAGCCGAAGAUGAGGAAACUAAAGCUGAGCCAGAAGAAGACACUUCAGAUGAGCCAACACCUGGACCAAGCAGCAGCCGCGAUCCUUCACCUGAAGAGAGUGAAAUCAAUGAAAGCGAAACGCCCUCUGUAAAACCCGCGAAAAGAUCAAGGAAUAAGGAUAGGGUUGCAACUUUGUCUAAGGAAGAGGUCUAUGAUGACCGAGAUGCGACACCCAGCGAGGU
Messenger RNA from Cooperia oncophora, 245 nucleotides. NCBI's taxonomy places the organism in Eukaryota, Metazoa, Nematoda, Chromadorea, Rhabditida, Trichostrongylidae. The record is from the annotation of a GenBank genome assembly.